GGAAACACUAUCCCCUAUCACUAGACACCGCUUCCGGUGUCGCCACCUUCUUUGUCUCCGGCCCGACGUAUCGAAACCACUAGUAGUCGUGGUUUUUUCCUCUUUCCUUUCACUUUUGAGGAUAUAUUUGUAUAUAUAUCCACAUUCUUCUGCUAUUGAAUGACAGUCGACUCGGAAAUAUUUAUGCCUAAAAGUAAAGCGCCGAAAAUGGAUGACUUGGACUACAUCCCAGUAGACCUGAGCCCAGAGGAGCGCUCGGAGCUGGAGGACAUCCGCAGGAGGAAGGGGGUACUGCUGCAGGAGAUCCAGAGGCUCCGCGAGGAGCUCAGGGAGGCCAUUUUGGAGGUGGAGGGCCUGGAGGCCAGCACAGAGGGCAGCAAAACGCUUCAAAAAAACCGACAUGUCGCAAUGGGUAGGAAGAAGUUCAACAUGGAUCCGAAAAAGGGCAUCGUAUUUCUCGUGGAGAACGAGCUCCUACGACACACUCCCGAGGACAUCGCUCAGUUCCUUUACAAAGGCGAAGGCCUCAACAAGACGGCGAUAGGCGAUUACCUCGGAGAAAGGGACGACUUCAACAUUAAAGUUCUCCAGGCUUUCGUGGACCUGCACGAGUUCACGGAUCUCAACCUCGUUCAGGCCCUUAGACAAUUUUUGUGGAGUUUCCGUCUACCCGGCGAGGCCCAAAAGAUCGACCGAAUGAUGGAGGCCUUCGCCCAGAGAUACUGUCGCUGUAACCCAGGAGUCUUCCAGAGCACGGACACCUGUUACGUGCUAUCCUUCGCCAUCAUCAUGCUCAAUACUAGCCUCCACAACCCCAACGUGAGGGAUAAACCAGGCGUGGACCGCUUCAUCUCCAUGAACCGAGGCAUCAACGAUGGAGGCGACCUGCCCGAGGAUCUCCUGCGAAACCUUUACGAAAGUAUUAAAAACGAACCCUUCAAGAUCCCCGAGGACGACGGCAACGACCUCACGCACACUUUCUUCAACCCCGAUAGAGAGGGGUGGCUGCUCAAACUCGGGGGAAGAGUGAAAACCUGGAAAAGACGAUGGUUUAUUCUUACAGACAACUGCCUCUAUUAUUUUGAGUACACAACAGACAAAGAACCCCGAGGCAUCAUUCCCUUGGAGAAUCUCAGCAUCCGCGAAGUGGAGGACCCGCGCAAACCUAACUGCUUCGAGUUGUACAUCCCCAAUAACCGUGGUCAGCUGAUCAAAGCGUGCAAGACAGAAGCGGACGGGCGGGUCGUGGAGGGCAAUCACAUGGUUUAUCGCAUCUCAGCCCCCACGCCGGAGGAGAAGGACGAGUGGAUCCAUAGCAUUAAAUCAGCGGUCAGCGUGGACCCUUUCUACGAAAUGCUCGCCGCCAGGAAGAAACGUAUAUCGCUGAAGAAGAAAGAAGAGCAGCCUUAGAUUAGUACCUCCGUCCUCCUGUUGUUCUCAAUGGUGAACACGCUAUCUUCACAGUCCAUUUUUCAUCAAAAUAGGUGAGUUCUAGGCUAGCCAAUUGCUAAUAAGGAGGCAAACAGAUACCAAGCAAUUGUUAUUUUGAACAAAAAAAAAAUCCCUCCCACCAGCCUCUCAAAAUUGACAAUUAAAUGAAGACAUUUUGACGAAGGCAGCUCAUUCCAAUGUACAAUGUUUUUUGUUCAUCCUUGUAAAUAGUUAGAAUAUUUCUUUAUGGCACACAUGUAGAGACCUUUUAAUUUAUUGUUCCUUUUUUGUACGAGCUACUGUAGGAGCGCAUGUCGGCGGGCGUUAGUGCACUGAGUCGAGAAGAAGUCUUUUCCUCAUUUUUGCGGUCCUCGUUUUGAGGAUAUUUUUUAUUUGCCCGGUGAAGCACAAGUGUCAUUAGAUUAUUAUUAGACACUUUUUUUUAGAUUCUUUGCUUCCCAAUGUCCAUAGAACACAAAUUAUCUGCUGAUUCAUUCAGAUAAAACGCUUCUGUGACCUUGUUUUUGAUGAAUUUGUAGGAAAAGUUAAGCUAGGUUAUUUGUUUUACUGCACUUUAUCAGUUGUUGCGACUGACACGUGUCAAUGAACCGAAAAUAUUAGUUUUCGGUAAAAAGCUGCGCCACUUCCUGUUUGAGAUUCAGCCGUUCAAGCUGUACUGCUGUUCUUCUUUAUCGUGUUUAGUUCUUGAUUUAAAAAAAAAAAAAAAAAAAAGUAGCAUGAAGCUGAAUGAUGAAUUUGGACCUUUUAAAGACGUGGCAGUCGCUCCGCUGAAGAAAAACUUUGUGAGUUGCCUUUACUUUAGUCGUUUCUCUCCCAAAGCUUUGGAUAAAAAAAACCCCGGCCUUUAGCAAAUCCCAUUCGUGCUUUGCGGUUUGUUUGUUUGUUUUUUGCCUUCUUCGACCUGAAUUCUUGAAGUGCAAAGUUGCCAAAAAAAAUUGAAAACAGCAAAAUGUUACAGUCUUGUUUCUGAGCCACCUCUUUCUGAAAAUGUCUUUAUUUUCUAUUUAUUUAUUUACGGCAAAGGUGAAGAUGGAGCUAUAUAUGAUGUAAAUGUAGCAAGCGGUGUAAAACACACACACAACAAACACACAUCGGUGCCAGUAAACUACUGUGUAACAAUAAAAAGGUGAUGAUUGACUGUUGCUUGACGUGUGUUUAAUUGGAGUAGUUAAGCAAUAACAUUUUGAAGGGUUAACGAGGUUUUAAAAAGUCAAAAUAUCAGAUAACUGAGAACACGUGUCAAACUUGUGGCCCGCGGGCAGGAAUCGGCCCACCUUGUCAUUUUGUGUGGUCCGUGUAAAUAAAUUUUGUGCAUCGAUUUAAUGAAAUGUAAUUUAAAUAACUUCAAUCAGAGAAUAUUAACAGGUUAUUGUUUUUAACAAUCCUUUAAUCC
Messenger RNA from Corythoichthys intestinalis (scribbled pipefish), 2845 nucleotides. It is a transcript of the gene cyth2, whose product is annotated as cytohesin 2. The transcript is spliced from 12 exons. Gene Ontology annotation, molecular function: guanyl-nucleotide exchange factor activity. NCBI's taxonomy places the organism in Eukaryota, Metazoa, Chordata, Actinopteri, Syngnathiformes, Syngnathidae. Bases 160 to 1410 code for a protein of 416 amino acids. The record is from RefSeq and is a predicted model, not a curated record. Gene Ontology annotation, biological process: regulation of ARF protein signal transduction.